Alternaria alternata is the source of this 1504-nucleotide messenger RNA. Its product is annotated as Arginase/deacetylase. Lineage: Eukaryota; Fungi; Ascomycota; Dothideomycetes; Pleosporales; Pleosporaceae. The transcript has 6 exons. Gene Ontology annotation, molecular function: agmatinase activity; metal ion binding. The coding region runs from base 155 to 1348 and encodes 397 amino acids. The record is from RefSeq and is a predicted model, not a curated record.
ACGUGAGCUGGUCAAGGUGCAACUGAUAGAGAAGACGAUCAUAAUCUCGAGCUAUAUACUGCGAGCUCUCCGCAGUUUUCCAAAUCUGUUUCUGCAUCUCUCCCUCCCCCUUUCCAUUUUCUGCCGCAUCCACACCUUGAAAAACAACGGCAAUAUGAGGUUCACUCCCGCGAUCGUUGCGAGCUUCGCGGCUACUGUAGCUGCGCACGGCGACCACGGCCACGACCAAGAACCAUUGGCUGGACCACACGAGGGAUUGUGGUACAACACGCUUCCCGGUGACGGUGGAACUCAAGCCGACUCCAUCUUCUCUGGCAUUUCUACAUUCGGUCGUCUCCCCUACCACCCGUGUCUGUCUAGCAACACAAAGUUUGACAUUGCAUUCAUCGGUGCGCCCUUUGACACUGGCACAUCGUACCGCCCGGGUGCUCGCUUUGGACCCAGCGGUAUCAGACAAGGUUCUCGCCGCCUCAAUCUCUAUGGUGGCUACAACGUCCCACUCGAGGCGAACCCAUUUAAUUCUUGGGCCAAGGUCAUUGACUGUGGUGACAUUCCUGUGACUUCGUACGACAACGGAUAUGCGCUUCAGCAGAUUGAACAAGGUCACAACUUGCUGUUGAGCCGCGAACCAUAUACCCAUGCGGAUAAGCCUGGUCCCUCAAAGAAGGGUACUACACUUCCUCGCUUGAUCACCCUCGGAGGCGACCACACCAUCACACUCCCUCUCCUCCGUUCCAUCAACCGUGAAUACGGUCCCAUCACCGUCAUCCACUUUGACAGCCAUCUCGACACAUGGCGUCCCAAAGUCUUCGGCGGCGCCCCCUCGGAACAAGCCAGCAUAAACCACGGCACCUACUUCUUCCACGCCGCACAAGAAGGCCUGCUCGCCAACGACACCAACAUCCACGCCGGCAUCCGGACCACGCUAUCGGGCCCUUCCGACUACGAAAACGACGGCUACUGCGGCUUUGAGAUUGUCGAGGCACGCGAAAUCGACAAGAUUGGCAUCGAUGGCAUUGUCAAGAAGAUCAAGGACAGGGUAGGCACCGAGAAGCCCGUGUAUCUGAGUAUCGACAUUGACACUCUUGAUCCUGCUUUCGCUCCUGCAACUGGCACGCCCGAGACGGGUGGUUGGACAACCCGAGAACUCCGCACUAUCAUCCGUGGCUUGGAGGGUAUCAACCUCAUUGCUGCUGAUAUCGUCGAGGUGGCUCCUGCUUACGAUACCAACGCUGAGCUUACUACCAUGGCUGCUGCGGAUACACUUUACGAGGUCAUGACUUUGAUGGUUAAGAAGGGGCCGUUGAGCUACAUGGGUGCUCCUAAGAAGGAGACGAUCGAGUUGUAGAGUGGGGGCUUGAAGGAUAGGAUAGCAUGGGCAAUGAUGUAGAUAGUAGGCGUUGACUGGUGACCGAGAGAGGAAUUGUUGGAUAUGAUGCGUUGAGCGCGAUUGUGGUAGAAGCGUUCCGGACUUGGAUCAGCCAUGUAUAUGACGACAAUGAUG